Molecule: messenger RNA, 2670 nt
Organism: Enhydra lutris kenyoni (northern sea otter)
Lineage: Eukaryota; Metazoa; Chordata; Mammalia; Carnivora; Mustelidae
Product: zinc finger protein 213
Exons: 6
Coding region: 297-1751 (484 amino acids)
Biological process (GO): regulation of transcription by RNA polymerase II
Molecular function (GO): DNA-binding transcription factor activity, RNA polymerase II-specific; RNA polymerase II cis-regulatory region sequence-specific DNA binding
Source: RefSeq, a predicted model, not a curated record
GAGCACCGAGACAGAGGCCGAAGGGGGCGCGCGCUGCUAGGAAGCGCCGGGGGUGGGGUUGCUUGCGCUCGCCUUGCCCGCCCGUCGCCUCUCAGCUGCGCGCUGGCGAGGUUGCUGGGGUCGGAGCGCCGGGCUCCGGCCGGUCCGCGUUCCCUCCCGCCGCGUCCUGCCGAGCGACCCUGGAGUACCUGUCCAGAUGCCCACCCAGCUGCCACAGGGGAUCCCUCUGGGAGACUGAAGGGCAGGCUCCCAGGCCCAGGUUGAGGCCGGCCAGUCCUGAGCUUUAGACCAGGGGAAUGGCAGCACCCCCAGAGCCUCAGGAUGAGGCCCCUGGGGAGGGAGAGGGGCUGCUGAUCGUCAAGGUGGAAGAUUCCUCCUGGGAGCAGGACUCUGCCCGGCAAGAGGAUAGCAGGGACUCCGAGGCCUGUCGCCAGCGCUUUCGGCACUUUUGCUACAGGGAUGUGGGCGGGCCCCAUGAGGCCUUCAGCCAGCUCUGGGAGCUCUGCUGCCGCUGGCUGCGGCCAGAGCUGCGCACCAAGGAGCAGAUCCUGGAGCUGCUGGUGCUGGAGCAGUUCCUGAGCGUGCUGCCCGGAGGCGUCCAGGGCUGGGUCCGAGAGCAGUGUCCAGGGAGUGGAGAGGAGGCCGUUGCCUUGGUGGAGGUCCUGCGGAAGCAGCCAGUGAAAGCACGGCCGCAGGAAGUGCCCUCAGAGGAGGUGGAACCCGAGGCUACGGUCCAGGGACCCCAGGCCAGGGGGCUUCGCAUGAAGGUGGGGGCGCGAAGCUGGCCACCUGCACCUUGGGAGCAGCGCAGCUAUGGUGCCCAGCUUCCCGCUCUUAAAGAAGGGAGAACCAGAGAGACAGCCGACACCUGCUUUGCCUCUGAGGCCCACGGACCUGUGACAUUUGGAGACAUUCCCUUCUAUUUCUCCCGGGAAGAAUGGGGCUCUCUGGACCCUGCUCAGAGGGAAUUCUUUUGGGACAUAAAGCGAGAGAACUCCCAGAAUGUUGCCCUGGCUCUGGUGCCAGAACCCAGUGGAACUGAAGAGGCUGCCCCCUCUCGGCUUGCAGGUUUGGGGCUCCGGAGCCACAGGGAGCAACCCGGGCUGGAGGAGUCGGUGACGGCACCGAGGGGCCAGGCCGGAGACGGUGGCUGUGGUACCGGCCACAGUGACGUGACUGCCUCCUGGAGCCCUGAGGAAGCCGAGGCUUGGGAGGGCGAGGCCCGGCCGGGGGCGCCCCUGGGCCGCGCGGUGGGGGCACGGAGGGGGCGGCCGCCCGCGCGCCGGCGGCAGCUGCGGGACCUGGAGGCGGAGAAGCCGCACAGCUGCGGUCAGUGCGGCAAGCGCUUCCGCUGGGGCUCGGACCUGGCGCGCCACCAGCGCACGCAUACUGGCGAGAAGCCGCACAAGUGCCAGGCAUGCGAGAAGAGCUUCCGCAGCUCGUCGGACCUGCUGCGCCACCAGGGCGUGCACACGGGCCAGAAGCCCUUCUCCUGCUCCCAGUGCGGCAAGAGCUUCAGCCGCAGCGCCUACCUGGCCGACCACCAGCGCAUCCACACGGGCGAGAAGCCCUUCGGCUGCAGCGAGUGCGGCAAGAGCUUCUCACUGCGCUCCUACCUGCUGGACCACCGGCGCGUGCACACUGGCGAGCGGCCCUUCGGCUGCGGCGAGUGCGACAAGAGCUUCAAGCAGCGAGCCCACCUCAUCGCCCACCAGAGCCUGCACGCCAAGAUGGCCCAGCCUGUGGGCUAAGGGCUGGCGAGGGCCAGGGGUGGGGGUGGGGGGGAUCUCCUGAGGGUGAAGCAGCCACCGCAGGCCUCCUGGGCUUCACCCUCCCUCUGUGGCCUCCAUCCGGGCUGCCCGCCCUGCCCUAGGGCCUGGCCCCCGCUCCCACGGAGUGGGAAGCCCCCGCACCUCAUGGCCAUUUUCCUUCUUCUUUCCUGGGGCUGCAGCACAUUCCUGGCCUGUGGCCUCUGCGUGGGAGACAGGCUGCGCCAUCAGGGAAGUGUGAGGACUGGGGCAGGGCCUGGGGUCCUCCGCACUGCCCUAACCCCCCCCCCCCACCAGCCUUGCUUGCCCCUGUGGCUCUUUGUUCCUUGCCCCGUGGGCUGAGUCUGUGGGCCUGGCCCUCUGCCCUUCCAAGCUGUGCCUUGAAGUGGGUGUGGAGGACAGGCCAUGACCUGCGGGAUGCUGCUGGGCUCUGGGAGGGACAGCCCAUCCUGGGGAGGAUCUGGGUCCUGGGUAUGGCCACAGGGGGCUUUCCAGCCACAUCCCCUCCCAUUUCUAGGCCCUGACCGUUGGGCCCUGAAUGGCAACCAACUGCCUCUGCUCUUAGCCUACUUGCCCCCAAGCAAGUUCCUGAGCGCACUCCCCCGCCAGUCUGGUGAGGGUGGUGGCGGCUCCAGGGAUGGGAGGCCCACACUGAAGACCAAGGACAGGGCUGCUGGAGGCUGGCUGCCCCUGGCGGCCCCCCUCUCCAGAGGUGUGGGGUUCGUGAUACUUAACACUAGCACUCUGUUAGCGCUCAGUCGCUGACUCCCUAAGCACUGCAUUCCGUGCUGCUGGCCACAGUGUCUGCAGAUAGGCGACAGCAGGGACCCACCACGGGCUCUCUGAAGGAGCUCGGCUCUGCUGGUCUCCAAAGGGCAGGCAGCAGAGGACGUUGAAUAAA